AUGCUCUGUUCAAGGGUGUCCUGGCGAGACUUAUGCACACUUAGGGUUACAUCUAAAACCGUACGGGAUCAACUAGACAGAGAUGAAAUCUGGGCGGCAGCAGCAGCUGAGGCGAGCAGGCAGGGCGACAUCAAGCUGCCCCGGGCACGCAAGACGUUUGCAGGCUUGGGGGUGGUGAUAAGUGGACAGGGGAUAAGCGGACAGGCGAUAAGCGGGCAGGCAAUAAAUGGACAAACGAUAAGCAGUCAGGCGAUAGGUGGUCAGGCAGCGAGCGGGCAAGCGAUAAGUGGGGAGGCCAUAGGUGCGCAGGCGAUAGGUGGGCAUGCGAUAGGUGGGCAUGCGAUAGGUGGGCAUGCGAUAGGUGGGCAUGCGAUAGGUGGGCAUGCGAUAGGUGGGCCUGCGAUACGAAGCAGUCAGGUGAUAGGCGAUCAGGCGACAAGCGUUGGUGUGGGGGAUGCGGAGUGCCGAGAGGAAGGUGGUGCAGGGGAUGCGUGGUGGCAGCAGCACCUGUUGCUGCUGCAGCAACAGCAACGCACCCACAUACCCAUGCACUACCUAUUCAAGUCUCUCAUCCUGUCGUCGCGCAUACGAGAGAAGCUACCAGUGCUGUCACCCGCCUUCGACUUCCUGCAAUCUACUCUGGACCUAUGGUGGGGGGAUGAGAUGGAUAGGUGGUGGGGAGACAAGAAAAAGAAGCAGCAUGAACUGGGGGAAAAGGUUCGUUGGGUGGGUUAUCAAGUAACGAAGGGGACACCUGGGGAAGUUAGGGAAGGGAGGAGGAGUAAGAGGAGGAGGAGAAGCACUAGAAGUAGGAGUGAGAACAUUAGGAGGGUGGAAUUGGGAGGUGUGAGUGGUGGAGGGAGGGUGGUUGGGAGUGUGAGGGAGUCUGAAAGAGAGGAGGAGGAGGAUGGGGGUGGAAGGAACAGGGGCAGAGAAAGGGGUUUUAUUGAGGGGAAGAGGGGCAGUCAGGGCGAGGCAGCAGCAGCAGCAGCGUCUCUUCUGGUGGAGGCUCUACUGGCCUACCCCCUCCUGUCGCUGCUGCCUUUUGCGCCCCUGCCUGUUGGUGGUGCGAAGGAGGGGGAGGAUGGGGAGGAGUCAGAGGAGGAGGGUGAUAAGGAGGGAAAGGAGAGAGAAGAGAGAGAAGAAGGCAAGGAGGAAGAGGGGGAAGAGGGGGGAGAGGAGGAUGUGGAGGACGAAGAGGGCGAAAAGGAGGAGGAAGAGGAGGAAAAGGAGGAGGAAGAGGAGGAAGAAGAGGAAGAGGAGGAGGAGGAAAAGGAUGAAGAGGAAGAGGAGGAGGAAGAAGAGGAGGAAGAGGGAGACACGGAUGAGGGAGGGGAGGAGUCAACUACAGCAGCAGCACAGGAGGAGGAUGAAUUAGACCUUGCAACGGUCCAGGCACAUGAUUCGGAUGCGGUGAGGCGGGCAGUUAAAAAACUUACUAGUUUCAACUGGGCUGUGGCUUAUGAGGGGCUGGCUGUGGUAUUUGGGAGUAGGGCAGAUAGGAUUGCUUGGGAGGUGGGGGGUGGAUGGGGAGGAGAGGGGUCGAGAGAGAAGGGAGAGUUGGGAGGAGAGGGGAGGGAGGAGGGGUGUGAGGAACGGUAUGGAGCAGCAAGUGAGAGGGGGGCAGCAGAGAAGCGUUAUAUAUCCGUAGGUGAGGAGGGAGAGGAGUGGAGAGGGGAGUGCGUAGAGAGAAAGUAUAGGAGGGAGGAGGAGGAGGAUGGAGAGAGGGAUGGAGAGAGGUACAAAGGAGGAGGAGGAGGAGGAGGAGGAGGAGGAGGAGGAGGAGGAGGAGGAGGAGGAGGAGGAGGAGGAGGAGGAGGAGGAGGAGGAGGAGGGGAGGAAAGACGAGAAGGGAUGGAAAAAGGAGAAGGGAAGGGAGGUGGGAAUGGAGGAGAGGGAGUAAGGAAGGAGGAGGAGUGGGAGGAAUGGGAUAGAGAGUGGGCAAUAGAGGAUGCAGAGAAAGUGAGUCGGUUGCUGGUAGGGGGGAAGAGGAAGCGGGGAGGAAGGGGAGACGGGAAGAGAGUGGAGGACGAGAAGGGUGAGAGUGAUGCGAGAUACACGAGGAUAAAGAAAGAAGGAAAGGGAGUGAGGCAGGAAGGUAUGUUUGGUUCAAAACUCCCAAGGAAAGACCCCCGAAAGAAGGAGCUGGCGUUUGAAGCGAAAGGGGAAGGACGUGAGGAAGAAAAUAUUAGUCCAAGAAGGCUACAGUUUGGAGCAGGCGGCGGUAUGGGUGUUCAAGGUGCAAUUUCUGCUGCAGUUUCAAGGGAGGGAGAAACUUUUGAGAAUUCUCAACAGUUAGGGGCGGGCAAUAUGGGUGCUCAAGGGGUAACUUCUGCUGCAGUUUCAAGGGAGGGAGAAAAGGUGGAAGCAGCAGUGAGGUUGUGGCAGAGGGUGCUGCAGCAGUGGGGUGUGUACCGGAGGUGGCUCAAGCUGGUGGCGUUGCAUUGCCCCAACCUGCAGUUUGAAGUGAUGAUUGAACGCGCCAGGUCGAACCAUCAUUCGGCCACACCGACAGUCUAUGACAAGGGGGUCAUCAGCUUCAGGAGCAAUGUCCUUUUAGCCUUUGGCCUGCGCCGUCAGUUUCAAGAGUCUCUCCUUGUUCUCAUCGAUGCCGCUCACACUGCUUUCUAUGCCCCAACGCGCGCCGCUUCCGCUUCAAGUGCUGCUGCAAUUUUCCCUGAGACAGCGCACCUGGUUCCACUGCUAAAGCAGAUUAAGCAUCUCUUUCAGGAGCUGGACGUAGCUGAUGAUGCCACCCUCCCCCCCAUCACGCACACCCAGGCCAAGUUCAGGCGCUGUUUCUGCACCCUGCUUAAGAAAGAGCUCCCACCUGGCCUUUUAACUAAGCGCCGAGCCUCUGCCAUACAUCCCGCUGCUGCAACUGCUGGUGGCUUGGCUGGUGGGAAUAUUCCCUGUGCUGAACGUCUGAACAGUGGGAGUAGGAGCAGCAGGUGUAGGCGGUAUAAGCUGUACUUGUCGAAGCAGAGAGGAUGGAAGAAGGUUGCUCCAAAUUUUAAAUGA
Molecule: messenger RNA, 3021 nt
Organism: Closterium sp. Naga37s-1
Lineage: Eukaryota; Viridiplantae; Streptophyta; Zygnematophyceae; Desmidiales; Closteriaceae
Source: the annotation of a GenBank genome assembly